Molecule: messenger RNA, 493 nt
Organism: Lucilia sericata (common green bottle fly)
Lineage: Eukaryota; Metazoa; Arthropoda; Insecta; Diptera; Calliphoridae
Product: bolA-like protein 2
Exons: 2
Coding region: 194-454 (86 amino acids)
Biological process (GO): intracellular iron ion homeostasis
Cellular component (GO): cytosol; nucleus
Molecular function (GO): 2 iron, 2 sulfur cluster binding
Source: RefSeq, a predicted model, not a curated record
GUCAUUUAAACGAGACUCGUUUUAGCGCUACUUUUGUUUUUGACCAAAUUCUUCGCAUAAUAAAUAGAAAAGCCAAACAAAAGGAAUUGAAGAAAAAACCGGAAAGAAAAACAAACAUUCUAGAAGACAUAAACAUAUAUCUGCAGUAGGAAAACGACACAAAGUAUUCGAAAGAAGAACAAACGAAACAAAAAUGAGCAAAUACACAACAAAAUAUCUUGAAGACAAACUAACCGAACAACUUGAAGCAAAAUAUGUUAAAGCCAUAGAUGAAUCAGAUGGUUGUGGUGGCAAGUUUAGUGUGACAAUAGUAUCCGACAAGUUUAAAGGCAAGACAUUGCUGCAAAAACAUCGUUUGGUUAAUACAGCUUUAGCGGAAGAACUUAAAGAAAUACACGCCUUCUCACAAAAAUCCUACACACCAGAAGAGUGGGAGAAAGUGCAGCAGCAGUAGAAAAAUUUGUGAAAUAAUAAAAAUAUGUUUGAUAAAGUG